AUGUUUUACAAAGUACUACUCUUUUUGAUCCUGAUUCAUGUGACUUUUGCUGGAAAAGGAAAAAUUAAAAAUUUUGGUGGACCGCCAAUUGCUCCAGGAUGGGAAAGGAGGUUCAGAGGAGCGUUCCAAGAUUAUUGGAACUUUUAUUUCGAUGAGGACAGUUUCGAUAAGUGCUACAAAGGAUGCAAGAAGCAACACCCGAAGAAGCUUUUCCUUGGGAUUUUCUUUCGAAGAGGGAGAAAUUUCAGAAAAUGCGUCAGUAAAUGCAUGUUUGAAAUGAGGCGAAAAGAUUUCGAAGAUGUCAUUUCUACCUCACCGAGCCCAGUGGGACCAAAGAGCUCAUCGAGCUCAUCGAGUUCGAGCGCAUCGAGUGAACACGACUUCAUCACGUCCUCGAGUGAAGACUUGAUCGACUUUAAGGGCCCACUGUAUAAAAACUGGGUUACGUUCGAAUAA
Messenger RNA from Cylicocyclus nassatus, 456 nucleotides. The record is from the annotation of a GenBank genome assembly. NCBI's taxonomy places the organism in Eukaryota, Metazoa, Nematoda, Chromadorea, Rhabditida, Strongylidae.